Brassica oleracea var. oleracea is the source of this 1607-nucleotide messenger RNA. RefSeq names its product protein tesmin/TSO1-like CXC 7. Lineage: Eukaryota; Viridiplantae; Streptophyta; Magnoliopsida; Brassicales; Brassicaceae. Bases 42 to 1478 code for a protein of 478 amino acids. Gene Ontology annotation, cellular component: nucleus. The record is from RefSeq and is a predicted model, not a curated record. Gene Ontology annotation, biological process: regulation of DNA-templated transcription. The transcript is spliced from 7 exons.
ACAAAACGAAGACGACGAGCUCCAUCACACUCCGCUGUAUAAUGGAGAAAUCCGAUCACGAUUCGGUUUCUAACCGUAACCAUUCGCCGCGCCAAUCAGAUUCCUCCGUCCCCGCGGCUGCUGCGGAGGCGAAGAUGGAUCCUUCUAACGAGAGUGCGAUCAAACAGUCCCAUCCUGUUCCCGAUUCGCAAGAUCGGAGAGAAGAAGACUUGCCUUCUCAUCCUCAUACGCCGCCGUCAAGUUCCGAGAAGCAGCCAUCAGCGACGCAAGACGCCACGCCGCCACAGACACUUCCGGUUCAUCGCAAUCAAGAACCGUUGACGCCACGAGGGCAACAACAGACGGAAGCUGAGUCCGAUGAUGAUGGUACUCCGAGUAAACAGAGGCGUUGCAAGUGUAAAGCUUCAAGAUGCUUGAAGCUGUAUUGUGAAUGCUUUGCGUCUGGAUCGUAUUGCAAUGGAUGCAACUGCUUGAAGUGUCAGAACACUUUGGAGAAUGAGGCUGAAAGACAGGAAGCCAUCAAGGCGAUCUUGGAGCGUAAUCCGGGUGCUUUCAAGCGCAAGAUUGGUGCUAGUCCUCAGGAGGAUGUGAGCCAACUCGUGACUCUGGGAAAGCACAGCAGAGGGUGCAACUGCAAGAGAUCAGGAUGCCUUAAGAAGUACUGCGAGUGUUACCAGGCCAAUGCCCGGUGCUCAGAGAACUGUAGAUGUCGACAUUGCAAGAACUUUGAAGGAAGCCAAGAUAUAAAACAGACAACCAAUGCGACUGUUGAUCUCGCCAUCGACCUUCCUCAAUCAAGAAAGAUCAAGGCAGCUUCACAUUCAGUAGCAGAUAGAGGUUCAUCUGCGUUUCCACACGUCCAAGACCAGACGGUGAAUUACGUUGUAAGGAAUGGUGACACUUCUUUAUUCGCAGUCCCUAACAACAGAGUGGUAUCGGGAUCUACCGCACCUACUUACAGUUACAGGUCCUCACAGUCAGAUACUAACCAGCUGCGCCAUGCCAAAGAGCUAUGCUCACUUUUGGUCUCAAAAUCGAUGGAGGUAGCAAAUAAAAUGUCAGGUACAGACAAAAAGAGGAAAGCCGAGAAAGACUCUUCACUUGAUUCAGCUCAGAGAGAUGCUAAUGUGAUGAAUGACUCUCCAGAUUGUGUCCUUGACGCUGGUAGAAUGAACGAGAAACUUAUGUCUCCAGCAACACGCGCAUUGAUGUGUGAUGAAGAACCUGUGACCAUAUCAGAGAAAGAGGCAUCAGUGAGAGUGAGAACAAGCCAAGAGAAAGAAGACACAGACACAAGCUCGGAGGUUUACGCAGAACAAGAAAAUCAGAUCUUGUCAAACUUCAGGGACCAUCUUAUGCAGCUCUUUAACCGUGGGAGCAUAAAUGGAACAAACAUCCAAAAGGCCAACACAGAUCCGAGUAGAAAGGAACCAGAGGAUGAAGAGCAGAGCCAUGGAGACUCAAGUUUGGGUUCUUAGGGAACUUCUGUGACAAAACUUUAGCAUCUAACUCUUUUUGUAACAUAUGAUCAUGUGACAUUGUUCUAAAAGUUGUAUAGGAAGAUCAGACUAGUUCCUUCUGGUCAAAUAUAACUUCUUUUUGACUAG